Molecule: messenger RNA, 3116 nt
Organism: Myotis daubentonii (Daubenton's bat)
Lineage: Eukaryota; Metazoa; Chordata; Mammalia; Chiroptera; Vespertilionidae
Gene: RDH11
Product: retinol dehydrogenase 11
Source: RefSeq, a predicted model, not a curated record
GGGUUUUGAUGUAAAGUACUAGGGCGCGCCAGGGAGGGGAAACCACGGUUGGUGAGCACCGCUGGGGCACCUCGUUGUGCUGCUGCAAGAUGAUUGGGGUCCUGCUCCUGCUCCUCCUUCUCCCCCUUCUCCUGUUCAUCGCUGCACCCCAAAUCAGGAAAAUGCUAUCCAACGGGGUGUGUACAUCGACUGCCCAGCUUCCAGGGAAGGUGGCAGUGGUUACUGGUGCCAACACAGGCAUCGGGAAGGAGACAGCCAAAGAGCUGGCUCAAAGAGGAGCGCGUGUCUAUAUAGCUUGCCGGGAUGUGCAAAAGGGGGAAUUGGUGGCAAAAGAGAUCCAGACCAUGACAGGGAACCAACAGGUAUUCGUGCGGAAACUGGACUUGGCUGAUACUAAAUCUAUUCGAGCCUUCGCUGAGGGCUUCUUAGCAGACGAAAAGCAUCUCCACAUUUUGAUCAACAACGCAGGAGUGAUGAUGUGUCCCUACUCCAAGACUGCAGAUGGCUUUGAGAUGCAUAUAGGAGUCAACCACUUGGGUCACUUCCUCUUGACCCAUCUGCUGCUAGAGAAGCUGAAGGAAUCAGCCCCAUCAAGGGUAGUGAACGUGUCUUCCUUAGCACAUGCCCUGGGAAGGAUCCAUUUCCAUAAUCUUCAGGGCGAGAAAUUCUACAGUGCAGGUCUGGCCUACUGCCAUAGCAAGUUAGCCAACAUUCUCUUCACCAAGGAACUGGCCCGGAGGCUAGAAGGCUCUGGCGUUUCAGUGUAUUCUGUACACCCUGGCACAGUCCACUCUGAAUUGGUUCGGCACUCAUUUUCCAUGAGAUGUAUGUGGCGGCUUUUCUCCUUCUUCAUCAAGACCCCUCAGCAGGGAGCCCAGACCAGCCUGCACUGUGCCUUAGCAGAAGGUCUUGAGAUCCUAAGUGGGAAUCAUUUCAGUGACUGCCGGGUGACGUGGGUCUCUGCCCAGGCUCGGAAUAUGACAAUAGCAAGGCGGCUAUGGGACGUCAGCUGUGACCUGCUGGGCAUCCCUCUGGAUUGACGGGUGGUGGCCGUUGGACCCAAGAGAAGUGUGCAGCAGACUACUCAGUGCUCCCUGCCAAAAUGACUCUCCUUCAGGGUGGCCAAACCUUGAGCACAAAGGGAGCAAACCUCCGGCCUUGGCAGCUCUCUGAGAGAAGCCCCGUGCGCACUGCCAGGCAUCGCCAUGCCUUGCAUCUGUCCAGAUCGACUUUGCUCCCCUCCUUGCCAGUUACUAGAGAUAUCACAGGACCAGUGCCCCCUCGGGACCGCCAGCUCACCUGUUCCCUCUGAGACGCACCACCUAGGAGAACCUAAGCUCUGGCAGGGUUGAUUUGUGGCAGUUUGGACUCGUUUCUACCCUCUCUGUUCACCGUGUAUUGUCUCCCAGCCAAACAACCUUCACUUGGAGAGGGCCACGCUACAGCCUGAGCUGAAUCCAGGAGUGACGCUGGCUCGCUUGGCUCAAGAGCAGGGCUUGCCCCUCACCUCUUAAGAAAACCGGCGUAGGGCCAACAUCUGGAUUCUUUCAGGAAAUGUAACUGAAUCUGGAUUGUGGGAUGGCUCGCUCUCUGACAACCUAAAGCCACUGCUCAGACACGUUCCCAUGCCUAGACCAUGGAAGAGCUUCCUUUUCUAAGAAGUUUGGGGGUUUGGGAGGAUGGCAGAAAUAUGGGGAAAGGCAGGAAUAAAAAUGAAGUUUAAACUCUCAUUUCCCUGCUAUUUCUCUGACCAGCAAGGAGGUAAUGAAAGGAUCCGUUUGAGAAGGCAGGCCUCCUGACCUCAGUUACUGACCCCAGACCCAUGGAGGCCUCCUCUUCGUGCUGUAGUUUCUCUUUGGUGAUUGUUAUUGAAUAUAUGUGUUCCUAUGUACUUUUGCAGUUGGGAGUAUUUUCACAAAAUUUGAAGUAGCCACAAAGGAACAGUAUUAAACUGGACCCUGAUGCAGGUAAAUGAUCAGAGAUGGAGCAAGCCAUUGCCAUCCAGUCUUUGAUACAAAUGGCUAGAGCUGCAAGGGGAAGCAGAUUCUGUUUAUGUUGAUAACUACCCACCAAGAAGCACAUGGGUAGCAGGAAUUCAAAGAUAAUAGGCCUGGAAGGUAAUGAAGGGACUAAAGGAUUUUUUUAAGCUGAAGAUGGUAAUAUCCAGCUAUAGAAUUAAGGGUGAGCACCCGAGUUAGCAAGGCUGAUAGAGCACUAUCUUAAACACCAGUCAACCAAUGUGGCAGAAAAACAAAAACAAAAACCCAAUUCCUUAUUUAGCAAAAUUAUCUUAAGGACUGAUACUGGUAGUUAGUCAAUUUAAUAAUUUUUUAGGGUUAUCUCCUUACAUAUCUUGACAAGCAUACAAUGACUAUUUGCUAAAAAAAAACAAACAAAAAAAAGCUACAUUAUAUUUGGAGAACUUUUUAAAAUGUGUUUUUGAUUUUUUUAGAGAGAGAGGUAGAGACAUCAAUGUGAGAGAGAAACAUUGAUCCGUUACCUUCCUUUCAGUGCACGGGAUGAUGCUCAACCAACUGAGCCACACUUGCCAGGGCUUAUUUGGAGAACUUUUUAUCAAAAGUAAUGUUGCCAGCCCUAGCUGGUUUGGCUCAGUAGAUAGAGCGUCAGCCUGUGGACUGAAGGGUUUCCGGUUCAAUUCCCGUCAAGGACACAUGCCCUGGUUGCCAGAUCGAUCCCCGGUUCGGGGGGGGGGGGGGUGGUGCAGGAGGCAGCUGAUCAAUGAUUCUCUCUCAUCGCUGAUGUUUCUAUCUUUCCCUCUCUGAAAUCAAUAAAAAUAUAUAUUUUUUAAAAAGUAAUGUUGCCAAAGGAAAUCUGAAGAAUUGCUACUGUUUUCAUCACUUGUUUACAGUAUGUUAUUCUAGUAAGAGUUUGAGAUUUUCUUGGACCAACAAUUAUAUAUAUACUUUGGUGGGGAAAAGAGUUACAGGACCAAGUCUUCUCAUAUUUGUAAAUAAAUAAUCUUUUGUUGAACUUGUUUUGACUAUAUUUAGAAGUGGCCAGUUUAUGGAAAACUUUGUAAUAGUGCAGUGGAAUAACUGAAUUAAUAUUUUACUUAAUUUAUAUCUGUCAAUGACAAAUAAAAAAUUUUGAUUAUU